AUGCAUGUUGUGGGUGUCGAACCCGAUAUCACCGAUAUUCAAUACCUAGGCAUCAGAGAGCAGUUGAAGAUGUGUUCGAAGCACGUGAGCAUUUGGAGUCCCGAGUUCUCUGCUUGUGGCAUCCGUAACAUGCAGUUAGAGUUCUUCCCACAAGGUCGGGAAACAGCAACUCUUGAUGGCUUCUGCUCUGUCUUCUUAUGGUGUCCUGAGGGAACGAAUAUCAAAUACCAACUUUUUGUUGGCAAUUAUCACCGGGCACCUGAUGAGGAUACCUACGAUUCCCGUAUGGGCCAUGGACAUUCCAAUUUCUGUUUGCUCGAUGCCGAGAUUGAUAACGUCACCGACAGCGUCACUGUUGGCGUUGACAUCCUGGACGUGUCGAAAGUGUAUGAGAUGGGUAAUGGAGAGCUGAAGAUCCAUAGAUUGUCGUUGAACAAGCUUAUGCGACGGGAAAUGAUGGUGAUUGAGAAUCAUGAUGUGUCCACGGUGGAAUGGAAGAUAUCGCGGAUCUCUCAAAGGUUGGCUGCAACACCUCGUGGGGCAAGCCUAUACAGUCCUGUCUUCACAGCAGCAGGUAUUCGUGAUAUGCUGCUAGAGUUCUAUCCCAACGGCAAUGCUAACACCAAGAAGGAUGGAUAUUGCAGUCUCUAUCUCCGUUGCCCAGAAGGUACCCAGAUAGUCGUUACUUUGAUAGUGGGCUCGUAUAGGAAAGGGCCGAUAAUGGCUAAGUUCGAUGGGUCGGCUGGAAAGGGGCUCCCGGAAUUCUGUGAGUUGACAGCACAAAUUAAUAAAGAUGACGAUUCCAUUAUGGUGGGAUUGGAAUUGAAAAACGCCGCUUUGUCUGGUACCGACGGCAGUGGUAAGAAGACCGUCCUCAAGCUCGAGAGUGGUGGUCGAUCUUAUAGAUAAUUACUAUCAUUUUACAUGGGGUAGUCG
Perkinsus marinus ATCC 50983 is the source of this 936-nucleotide messenger RNA. RefSeq lists its product as hypothetical. Bases 1 to 909 code for a protein of 302 amino acids. Gene Ontology annotation, molecular function: protein binding. The record is from RefSeq and is a predicted model, not a curated record. The transcript has 8 exons. NCBI's taxonomy places the organism in Eukaryota, Perkinsozoa, Perkinsida, Perkinsidae.